GUCUUUUUUAGCGCCAUCUGCUCGCCGCGCCGCCUUCUGCUCCUCCCGCCGCCGCCCUGAGUCACUGCCUGCGCAGCUCCGGCCGCCUGGCUCCCUGUGCUAGCCACCGAUAUUUGGCGUUCAUACAACAUGGCAGACAUCGACAACAAAGAACAGUCUGAACUUGAUCAAGAUUUGGAUGAUGUUGAAGAAGUAGAAGAAGAAGAAACUGGUGAAGAAACAAAAAUCAAAGCGCGUCAGCUGACUGUUCAGAUGAUGCAAAAUCCUCAGAUUCUUGCAGCCCUUCAAGAAAGACUUGAUGGUCUGGUAGAAACACCAACAGGAUACAUUGAAAGCUUGCCUAGGGUAGUUAAAAGACGUGUGAAUGCUCUCAAAAACCUUCAAGUUAAAUGUGCACAGAUAGAAGCCAAGUUCUAUGAGGAAGUUCAUGAUCUUGAAAGAAAGUAUGCUGUUCUCUAUCAACCUCUAUUUGAUAAGCGAUUUGAGAUCAUUAAUGCCAUUUAUGAACCUACAGAAGAAGAAUGUGAAUGGAAACCAGAUGAGGAAGAUGAAAUUUCGGAGGAGCUAAAAGAAAAGGCCAAGAUUGAAGAUGAGAAAAAGGAUGAAGAAAAAGAAGAUCCCAAAGGAAUUCCUGAAUUUUGGUUGACCGUUUUUAAGAAUGUUGACUUGCUCAGUGAUAUGGUUCAGGAACAUGAUGAACCUAUUCUGAAGCACUUGAAAGAUAUUAAAGUGAAGUUCUCAGAUGCUGGUCAGCCUAUGAGUUUUGUCUUAGAGUUUCACUUUGAAUCCAAUGAAUAUUUCACAAAUGAAGUGUUGACAAAGACAUAUAGGAUGAGGUCAGAACCAGAUGAUUCUGAUCCUUUUUCUUUUGAUGGACCAGAAAUUAUGGGUUGUACAGGGUGCCAGAUAGAUUGGAAAAAAGGGAAGAAUGUCACUUUGAAAACCAUUAAGAAGAAGCAGAAACACAAGGGACGUGGGACAGUUCGUACUGUGACCAAAACAGUUUCUAAUGACUCUUUCUUUAAUUUUUUUGCCCCUCCUGAAGUUCCUGAGAGUGGAGAUCUGGAUGAUGAUGCUGAAGCUAUUCUGGCUGCGGACUUUGAAAUUGGUCACUUUUUACGUGAGCGCAUAAUCCCAAGAUCAGUGUUAUACUUUACUGGAGAAGCUAUUGAAGAUGAUGAUGAUGAUUAUGAUGAAGAAGGUGAAGAAGCGGAUGAGGAAGGGGAAGAAGAAGGAGAUGAGGAAAAUGAUCCAGACUAUGACCCAAAGAAGGAUCAAAACCCAGCAGAGUGCAAGCAGCAGUGAAGCAGGAUGUAUGUGGCCUUGAGGAUAACCUGCACUGGUCUACCUUCUGCUUCCCUGGAAAGGAUGAAUUUACAUCAUUUGACAAGCCUAUUUCAAGUUUUUUGUUGUUUGCUCGUUUUUGUUUUUGCAGCCUAAAAUAAAAAUGUCAAAUAUAAUUUUAGUUCUCCAGAGAUAAUGUCUUAAUUUUGUACUAAUUCAGGUAGAAGCAGAGGCCUAGCUUAAAUUAUAUACCCAGUUUACUGCAUUAUUGAAGAAAAGGGUGCCAACUUUGGAAGAGGUACUACAUCUACUAAUGAGAGAGUAUUUAAAAAAAAGAAAACAAAAUCUUAAAUGAUUUAAUGUUUUUAAUGGAAAGAUUAAAAGGGUAAAUUUUAUUUCCUUUGGUCAGAACUAGACAAAAGGCCCCAAGCCUCUACAGCUAAUUCCAAUUCUUAUUCCUUAAAGUAUGAGUGUGUCAUUUACCCACGCCUUUUGUUUUACUAUGUAUUAAAAUGGGUAGUACUGUUUACUUAACUACCUCACAGAUGUGUUAAGGCAUAUUCAGUUAAAUUUUAUGAAAUGUUUCUCAGUCUCAUCAAAAGCUCAAAAGUUUGGACCUAUUUGUACCACAAGUAUGUGAUAUUCAGCAUUUUAUUUAUACCAAGGUCUGAUAGUUAAACUGGAAAACAAAGAUUAAGGACCUUUAUUCUGGAUCCGGUCAGGCAACCCUUGCAAAUCUUUUGUGUGGCUCCUAUUUUAAUAGAAGUGGAUGGACGAGCAACAGUUUGAAAAGGUCCAAGAAUUUUUUUUCCAGCUGUUUUAAUUAUGACCAUAUUGUAGUAAAUACUGCAGAUAUCAUGGGACUAAAGUAGAAAUAAGACCAUUUUUAGAGGGGGAAAUGCCAUUAAAUUAGAGACUGUAGAGCCACGUUUAAAAUACCUCAGGCUAAUUACUGUUACUUUUGGGGAUGAACUUUAAAGCUUUGACAGUGAGGAUGGACUAAUUGGGUUGUAAUUAUAGGAAGGCCUUAGAGUUCCUGCUAUAUUAAUAAAAUUACAUUGUGUUCCUUUUUAGAGGUGAUAGAGCUUCUGUUUUAAAAAUUUAGUAUUAAGGUCUUGGAAUGUAAACACAUUGUGUUCUUUGUAUAGUACUAUCUGUUCAUCUCCUGAGAUUUUAAUUAACUACUGGAAAUCCUUAACCAAUUGCAGUAGCUUAUGGGGGGAAAAGGGGAAAAUGCCAUGAAAACACCUGGUUUUCCUCUUUAUUUUCAAAAUGAUUUUGGUUGUUUUGAUUAGGCAUUCUGUGACUUUUUUUUUCUUUUGUACCCAUAGCUCACCUGAACACAGCUUUUUCUGAACUUAAAAUUUUUAAUCUAAAGAUAGAAUCCCAUUUUUAAUGAACUUAAAGAAGUAGCAAAAUCACUUUUUUUUUCAUUCCUUUAGGAAAUAGCUGUUGCCAAAGUGAAGAGGUAGAUACUAUUUCGUCUUGUUAUAUAAGGGGGAAUAUGGUUUGCAGAGGAAUUGUUUUUUAAAUAAAGUUGGAGUUUCAAGGGA
Kogia breviceps (pygmy sperm whale) is the source of this 2837-nucleotide messenger RNA. RefSeq names its product nucleosome assembly protein 1 like 1 (gene NAP1L1). The record is from RefSeq and is a predicted model, not a curated record. Gene Ontology annotation, biological process: nucleosome assembly. Gene Ontology annotation, molecular function: chromatin binding; histone binding. Gene Ontology annotation, cellular component: chromatin; nucleus. NCBI's taxonomy places the organism in Eukaryota, Metazoa, Chordata, Mammalia, Artiodactyla, Physeteridae.